Pseudophryne corroboree (corroboree frog) is the source of this 8037-nucleotide messenger RNA. It is a transcript of the gene WNK4, whose product is annotated as WNK lysine deficient protein kinase 4. Gene Ontology annotation, cellular component: cytoplasm; cytosol. Gene Ontology annotation, biological process: protein phosphorylation; monoatomic ion homeostasis; negative regulation of sodium ion transport. The transcript has 21 exons. NCBI's taxonomy places the organism in Eukaryota, Metazoa, Chordata, Amphibia, Anura, Myobatrachidae. Gene Ontology annotation, molecular function: ATP binding; protein serine/threonine kinase activity; potassium channel inhibitor activity. The coding region runs from base 494 to 5236 and encodes 1580 amino acids. The record is from RefSeq and is a predicted model, not a curated record.
UAAGAUCAGAUUCCCUCCCAGCCGCCCGAAGCUGUCAGUGACUUGGAGUCAGAAGAGAGAGCCAGGUGCAGUUCCGUAUAUACACUUAUGCUGCUAGCACUUUGCACAAGUGACACCUUGUUGCAUCUGCAGUGAUACCAAGACCUAGUCCUAUACACUAGAUUUUCCUUGACUUCUGAAUAAGAAGAUGAAGUUCAGUAAGCUGAUCUAACACGUGUGAACAUUCGGCUUUGCAUUGCCUUGUGCUCAGCACGAAUAAGGGGAUAUUCCUAGUCUGCCGUGCAGAGCUCUGCUUCUGACCCUUGGAUUUUGUCCUAUUUAAUGCUCAUCAUAUGCCAUAGUGAUCAGUGCCAACGCCAUGUGUUGAGUUGCUUUCAGUGACCUACAGGUGGUUCGACGGCUGUUACAUUUAUUGGGCACUACAAGUCAGAGCAUGGCUGCUCAGUGGUGCUCUUGGUGAGCCAGAUUGCCUUCUUGGAGGUAAAGAGUAGAUAUGUUUGCUUUUGGAGUACCUUCAGCUCAAGCUAUGUCUCAGACAGAAGUGGACUUAGCAGGAUGUGGCAUUUCCUUUGCCUCGGUUCUGCCAGAAGAUCCUGCCGAGCUGUCCUCCCUUGCAGCUCUGAGAAGAAGACGACUCUCAGGCAAGGAACCCAGAAGGAACUCUUACCAGUUCAACAGGAGAAGUUCAGCUCAACUCGAACUACUGGGUUAUGACCCGCCAGGGACAUCUUACUCCUCAUGGUCCCCUGAGGAGCCCUCAUCCUUAGAAGAGAAAGUAGACUCUAUCCCUGUUAUAGCUACUAACUCUACUAGCCUCUCAUCCCAUAACAACCAAGCAGAUGGGCUGCCAGCUCAGGGGACCUUAGCCAGCAUUGUGGACAUCAGCUCAGAAUCUGAUGAUGAGGCCACCAGCCCCAAACGUCCUGCAGUCUCUAUCCUCAAACCUACAGCAGCAGAAAACAGGAGAGAACAGGAGGAAAUUGAGGAGAAUGAGACCAAAGCCGUGGCCACCUCACCAGAUGGGAGAUACUUAAAAUUCAACAUUGAAAUCGGCAGAGGGUCUUUUAAAACUGUUUACAAGGGUCUAGAUACAGAAACUACUGUUGAAGUGGCAUGGUGUGAACUUCAGACAAGAAAGCUGACAAAAGCUGAGCGUCAGAGGUUUAGUGAAGAGGUUGAGAUGUUAAAAGGUCUGCAACAUCCAAACAUCGUCAGGUUUUAUGAUUCCUGGAAGUCUAUAGUGAAGGGGCAAAUCUGCAUAGUACUGGUUACAGAGCUCAUGACAUCCGGAACACUGAAGACCUACUUGAAGAGGUUCAAGGAAAUGAAGCUGAAGGUUUUGCAGAGAUGGAGCCGUCAAAUUCUGAAGGGUUUGCACUUUCUACACACCCGCUGCCCGCCCAUUAUUCACCGCGACCUUAAAUGUGACAAUAUCUUCAUCACUGGGCCCACCGGCUUUGUGAAAAUUGGUGACCUGGGGCUCGCCACCUUAAAGAGUGCCUCGUUUGCAAAAAGUGUAAUAGGUACGCCAGAGUUUAUGGCACCUGAGAUGUAUGAGGAGAAGUACGAUGAGGCGGUGGAUGUCUAUGCCUUUGGGAUGUGUAUGUUGGAGAUGGCCACAUCUGAAUAUCCUUACUCUGAAUGCCAGAAUGCUGCUCAAAUAUACCGCAAAGUGACCUCUGGCAUGAAGCCAGACAGUUUCUACAAAGUUAAAGUCCCAGAGCUUAAAGAGAUCAUCGAGGGCUGUAUACGCAUGAACAAGAAUGAAAGAUAUACUAUCCAAGAUCUACUGGAACACUCCUUUUUUCAGGAAGACACUGGCGUCCAUGUUGAACUGGCAGAAGAAGAUGAUGGGGUUAAACCAGCCUUGAAACUUUGGCUGAGAAUGGAUGAUACAAAAAAGCUGCACGGCAAAUACAAAGAUAAUAAUGCCAUUGAGUUCUUGUUUGACCUUUACAAAGAUAUUGCAGAAGAGGUGGCUCAGGAGAUGGUGGUGCUUAACUUUGUUUGUGAAGCUGACUAUAAACUUGUAGCAAAGGCUAUCCGGGACCGGGUAUUAGUCAUAAAAAGGAAACGGGAGAAGGUGAGACAUGCCCAGGAAGAGCUGAAGAAAAAGGAAGAGGAGAAGCAACAAAAUAUUCUCAAGCUGCUAGAGCAGCUGAGAGGUACAGAAAGCACCACCACUACACCCACUUCUGAUAUCACCCCUGGAACUACUUCCCUGCCAGCACACCUGGACUCUAGUGAAUUUGUGAACAGUGGUACAUUCCUGCCUGAACCAGAGGAACCAGAAGCUGAUCAGCAUCACCUCUUCAAUUUGCGACAUACGUGUUACUCUUCUGCCACAUCGGACUGCGAGACAGAUGGGUACCUCAGUCCUUCUGGUUUUAUGGAGACUGUGGAUGGUUCCCAAAGACCAUCAAGUAAUGCCUCACAAGAAGAUCCCAAUAGCCCCCCAAACACCCAGCCAGAAAUACGUUUUCCAGGGAGCAUUGCUGUGAGUGUGAACUCGGACAUUACUUCUCCUCUUGGACUCCCUGGUGAUAUCUCCUCUCCAGUGGACAGUUAUGCGUCAGAUGUGGCUUCAGGGCUGAGCGAUGGCUGCGAAGGAUUUUCGGCUGGGGAGCGUAGCAUUAAAUCUCCUGUAAAGAAGACUCCAGCUAAACUUUUGCGACGUAAAGCGAGAUCCAGACUUCGUAUAAUCAAUAUCUCAGAUAAAAGUGACCGCGUUGUAGAGUGUCAGUUGCAGACCUACAAUGGUAAAAUGGUCACUUUCAAGUUUGACCUAGAUGGAGAUAACCCAGAGGAUAUUGCUGCUGUUAUGGUGAACAAUGAGUUUAUUAUGCAAUCUGAAAGAGAAAGCUUCACCAACAGGAUAAAGGAUAUCAUCCACAGGGUGGAGACUCUGCUUAAAAAAGAGGGGAGUGGAGAUAGAGAAGACGAUGUGGAGAGAAUGGACACCAGCCCAUCCACAUCCUCUCUGCCUCCUAAUUUACAGGCGGAUCUUAAACUUCAGGAGUUAUCCCGUUCCUUCUCUUCAUCUUCUCUCAGUGAUUUAACAUGUACAAGUCCCAACAAAGGUCUUGACUCCCCUGGUCAUCUCUACCAGAACAGCCCUGUGAUGGACAACGAUGUGUUUGGUACAGCUGGACCCCUGAUGAGUGCACCUGACUUCAGACCUAAAUCACUCCUACCAUCCAUGUCCAUAGGGUCCCCGAUGGCUGCCAGUAGAACCUGGCCUUCUUUUGAAACUACAUCCAGCCCGGCUGUACCUUUCUCAACAAGCUAUUCCAUGCCAUCCUCUCAGACUUUUCCACCUGCCACUUUUAGUUCCAUGCACAGUGGCAACUACCUUCCUUCCAUACCCCAACACAUGAUGUCUUCAUCUUCUGCAGGGCACAUGAGCUCUCAUAAUUCCGUGUUUCCCAACAUGAUGAAUCCUUCUGACAAUCAGGGGAAUGCUUUACAGCACAUGCUGAAUAGUGGGAUGGUGCCACAGAAUAUGAAUAAUGCUUUAGCAUCUAGUGUUUCACAAGCCACCCAGUGGUCUCCAACAGCACCCAUGUUUUCCUUGGCUAAUGUCUUAUCCCUGGCUAUGAGUAUGGCUCAAACCUUGUUACCAGUGGCAUCAACUGCUACAACACAGCCUCAAGGGAUGCCUCCUGGUGGGCAUGUCUUUCCACAGCCAAUGUCUUGCCACCUCCCCUCUCCUCUGAUGUAUCCCACAAGUUAUUCUCAGCCUCAAAGUCCAGUCAAGGAUUACCGGGGUCAGUGUCCUUAUGUGUUUCCUGGAUCCACACAUGCUGGUGGGAUGUUCUAUCAGAAUAUGCCAGGUCAAACUUUUUCUAAUCUGGGUGGCACUUUCUCUCAGCCUUUUGUUCCCCCAGAACCUGUGCCCCAUAGUGGAAUGUUUGCUCAACAAGUGCCACCUACAAGCAUGCCAGGCUACCCACAGAAACCUCCUCAACUGAUGGAAGUGCCACCUUCUCCUGGUAUUAUCAAGAACUUACCAGAACUGCAGCCAGGAGCAGGAGUCUUCAGCGAGGUGUCAUCAGCCACAGCUGGAAAUCAAGUUGCAGAAGCAUCAGCAUGUGUGGUGGGACAGACCAUGAACAAACCUGUACAACCCAUCAUUUCUGAUUGUGAUCCUCCAUCACCUGCAGAUCCAGUGAAUCAUUUGCCUUCAAGUGCCAUUUCCAGCGAUACACAACCGAAAGUUGUAGGGAGAUUUCAAGUUACAGCUGCAAAGGAUCCUGCUGACAGUAUAACAUCAUGGAGUUUAAACAGCAGCCCUGAGGUGUCCCAAAGAUCAGACAGCACCCCUGAGCUGUAUGAAACGGCUUCCUCAGAUACAGACAUUAGCACAGAUGAGGGUACAGAGGGGAAUUUCUCGGAACCUGAGAGACUUACACCCAACAUCAGUGUGAACACAGCAGAAUGGAAUAACAACGGACAACUCAGCUGCUCGGAACCUGAGGACUACAGCCAAGAAGUGCAGGGAAAUUAUGGUGAUGGAUUAACCUCUGUGGACAAAAAAAUAGAUAUUCCUGAUAUCUGUGCCAGUGUCCUGAACAACAAUACUAUAGAAACAUAUGGCUGCCAAGACAACUCCAACUAUGAAGUCCAUAACCAAAAUGGUAUUGUUAUGAAUGGGGAAAAUGCUGUGGAGAUUACUAGAGUACCAGUAGCUUCUGAUGUGAAGGAUGUAGACUACAAAUCUUCUAGUGGGGAGGAGAACCUGGAGAAGACACCCCAGCAGAUUUCCACUGUUCAGGUCUGGCUGCACUACACAAGGGGGAUCAACUAUCUGAGCAGCGAUGAAACAGAGAGUGAAGAUGAGGAAAUAUUUGAAGAGCUUCAACAGCUUAGGCAAAAGCACAUGUCUGAAGUGCAGGUGUUACAAGCAUUGCAGAAGAAAGAGAUUGAGGAGUUGUAUCAUAAAAUGGGGAAAGUGCCUCCUCCAGGGAUAGUGUCUCCAGCAGCCAUGCUGUCCAGCCGACAGAGGCGCCUAUCCAAGGGCAGCUUCAAUCAGUCCAGAAGGAACAGCUUGCAGAGAUUAGAGCUUCUACCAGCAACUGGAAUUAGGAAGAAUUCACUUGGAGGGAGCAGUACGGGCUCACAGGAACAGCGUCAAAACAAAGGGGGCAUGUUUUCAGGAGAUGUGACGAGAAUGAUAACUACUGGAGGAUUUCACAAUGAAACAUGUGAUCAGGAUGAUAAAGGAAAAGUAAAGUAAAGCCUUCAAAGAAAAUAAACACUUGAAGAUAAAUAGAAAAAAAAAAUGGACUACCUCAGUGGACCUUUGUUUCUGUGUUCUCCGAAGCUAUGACCACACUGGAUUGGUUCAGCAAAAUAGCUUUUGAUUGCUGUGUGGGAUUGUACGAAGAGCUAACUGUGCACCGUGCAGAACAAAGGAACAGACUCCUGCCCGCCAGACUGGGUGGCAUGGACCAUUGCUGCCUCUGUGACUGCUUAUUAAGAUUUUCUAUUUGGACUUUGGAUGUCUCCAUAUUUCUAUGUGUCACCUAACUGUGUUCCUGUUUCAAAGAAGAUAUGGCAGAGUUCUUAAAGUCAUUAUUAGCCUGUACUGGGAGGAGCUAUUGCGAUGCAUAGUGUUCACUGGACAAUAGACUAGAACAUCUUGUUGGCUUUGGUUUGAUGUUCUCUAUCUUAGACUGUGAGUACAUGACCAUGCACUUUUGACUUCUUCAGAGACAAAAAUCUGGAAAGUCACCUGCCAACACUUUUUGCCAAUUGGCUUUUUUGCUUGAAGCCAUGGUUAACAAUGAAUGUGCAUUAUACUAUAAAGUUAUAGCAAUACGAUAUGAGAUUUAGUCAAAGGUGAAUGUGGAAGGUGUGAGUGAGGUUGUUGUAGAUGAUAUUCCAUGACUGUGAAGUACACUUAUGUUGAACUGUUGUCCUCAUAACAGACAGGUUGUAUAUCCUAAACAAAAGUUGCUCGCUUCAAACCUGGUCUUAUAUGAUGUCUAUGAGGAACUAGCAGUAACUUAAAUCAAUGUUAUGUAUGUACGCUGCUUCAAGACAAAAACCAAAUAAUGGAGAAGUCCUUGAAAAUAUGUUGCUUUGUGUAGCUAUAGGACAGCAGCACUGUAUAAUGUAAUGUGAAAGUAUAGUGGAUAUUUUUAAUAUACAUAGAUAUAUACAUAGAAUUUUUUAUUGCCCUACAUACGUUACUUCUUUUCAUUGUAUUCACACCGCGGGAUAUAGAGCAGACAGGACAUUGUACAGAACUAAUCAAGUUGAUUUUUAUUUUUUUUGUUAGGAAAGAUGUAAGUGCUCAUCGGGAUCCAGCCACAUUGCACCUACUCUCCUAUUAGUGUUACAGUAGUGUUUAGUUUUGUGUGACAGCAAACAUGAAAUGGCAUGCCGCUGUGGGGGCUAUGCUCUAUAAAAGGACAGGAACCAGUUAUAGCUUUUAAUAUAUUAGAUAGAUGAGAAGCAACACCUGUCUGCUACUGACCAUUUGCCAUUUCAGUAUAUAACCCUACAUUUCCUAAUGCCAGAUAGAGAUCAAAUUUUAACUGUCUUUAUAAGUUAGUUUUAAUGUCUCUGACAUCUACAGAGUGUGCCUUCUGACAAAUGUAAAUAUAAUAAAAUAAAAAAACACAGGGUGGGGGGGGGGGGCCGUGGGGGAAAGCAAGCAAACAUUAUGGAGUUGAAUCAAUUGUUUUUCCCAAAACUGCCUCUAGAUGGCGCCUGCCAAAGCAAGUCAAUUGUUGCUCUGUUCAGGUGCAAGUGCUAUGGGGAGAUACAUUUUUGCACGUAGCCUCCUGAGGCGGCAAGAGAUGUACGAAAAGUAAUGAUUAGCAUUACUGUCUCACCCUAACAAAAACUGCCAAAAUUUGAACACUUACUAAUAUAAACAUGGAGCCCAAAAGUUACCCAUACAAACAAUGCAAUUUGGGUAGACCAUUUGAUUUAGACUAAAUUCUACCAAAAGCAUUGCAUAUUAUAUGGAAGACGUAAUCAAAUUCCUUGAAAAUGGUAUAAUAAAACAACUAGAGAUGAGCGGGUUUGGAUUUACUUAGUUCUGUUCGCCAAACUAGUGCAAGUCCGGAUUUAUCCUAUUGGCUAUCUAAAACAUAAGAGCUGAUAGCCAAUAAGAUGCCAUAUUGGAGAACUGAGUAAAACCGAACCCGCACAUCUCUAGAAAUAAUACAGAAUUUAGAUUGGAUUAUUCUUUAUAUUUUCCAAUUGAACAGAUUUUGUCUGUGCUGUAAUUGUAUUCCACUGCAUUGUGCGUGUUCUGCAAGUGUAAAGCGCAUUUGCGCAGACAUAUCACAUCACAAAACAGCAUAUGCAGUGAGCUUUUGCACUUUACUAAAUGAUCGUUGUGGUUGCGUAAGCAUAUUACUAUAUGGUAGAUACAGCAAUGAUCGAGGCAAAGUAAACACAAUAACACUAGUAAAUAAUAUAUUUUCCUACAUUGUGCGUGUCUGUAGUCCUACAAGCCUGCAUUUUGCAUUCAGUAGAAGUAGGCAUUAAUGAUCUCUAUGGGCCUUGCAUAUCUGAUGUGAAGUGGCCACUGUACAGGGAUUGCUAUACAUGAAGUGUGAAUGAACCCUUAUCACUGUAUCCUGCUGUGUAACUGAAACUUGUCACAGUGCACAUUUUCCAGUCUGUGGCUACAACUGGAAUUUCACCCGCAACUGACAAAGCAUUGUAACUUUUUUUUUAUUCUACUAUUGUCAAUUGUACAACUUUAACAAUGAACAGCACAACUUUAGCACAAUAACAACAUACUGGAUGUGCUCUAUUUACCUGUAUAUAAGACUAUGGUUAGCAUACAUAAAACGUUUGCUCAUGUAGCUUCAAAUAUUUUCUAUAUAGGUAAACAUUGUGCGUCUCUUCAAAAUAUGUAAUGACAAAAUGAUUUUUUUUGCACAGGUAGAAUCUAUGGUAGCAACUAUGCUUGUAACUGGAUAGAUUUAUAUUGUACUAUACAAAAUAUAUACAUGUUUUGGGUAAUUUACAUUGAAAUACUACAUUUAUUAAAAACAAAUUACUUAUUUUAAA